AUGAGGGUUUUAGAUGGAGAUCUGGUUGAUCACCUGAAUGAAAAUUUAUUGAGUUUUUCAUUAACUUCUACUAAUACCACAGAAAUUGAAGAUGGUGCAUUUGCGAAAUUUUUAAAUAUGGAGUACAUUUCUGUUCAACACAAUCACAUUUCGGAACUGAGAAGAAGUAUGUUUCCCACCCCUGCAAAAAUGAAAAACAGAAUUUCUUCUCUACCGACAGAUUUAUUUGACCUAAUGCCAGAGCUGGAAACCAUAGGAUUUCAAGGAAAUUUGAUCUCUGUAAUUUAUGAUGCUUCAUUUAAGAAUAGUUUGAAUAAACUAACACUGGUUUCGCUGGAAGGAAAUCCUUUAAAGUGUAAUUGCAAAAUGCUGUGGUUGUUAAAGAAAAAUGUUCCGGCUAUAUUUAAAGGUACUGCUUCAACUGUAUUAACAUAA
Messenger RNA from Uloborus diversus, 435 nucleotides. RefSeq names its product leucine-rich repeat and immunoglobulin-like domain-containing nogo receptor-interacting protein 3. Bases 1 to 435 code for a protein of 144 amino acids. The record is from RefSeq and is a predicted model, not a curated record. The transcript is spliced from 4 exons. Gene Ontology annotation, cellular component: plasma membrane. Gene Ontology annotation, biological process: cell surface receptor signaling pathway. NCBI's taxonomy places the organism in Eukaryota, Metazoa, Arthropoda, Arachnida, Araneae, Uloboridae.